Messenger RNA from Calypte anna (Anna's hummingbird), 7048 nucleotides. It is a transcript of the gene ZBTB47, whose product is annotated as zinc finger and BTB domain containing 47. Bases 178 to 2325 code for a protein of 715 amino acids. Gene Ontology annotation, biological process: regulation of transcription by RNA polymerase II. The transcript has 6 exons. Gene Ontology annotation, cellular component: nucleus. The record is from RefSeq and is a predicted model, not a curated record. Gene Ontology annotation, molecular function: DNA-binding transcription factor activity, RNA polymerase II-specific; RNA polymerase II cis-regulatory region sequence-specific DNA binding; protein binding. Lineage: Eukaryota; Metazoa; Chordata; Aves; Apodiformes; Trochilidae.
AAAAAAAAAAAAAAAAAAAAAAAACAGAAAAAAGGAAAAAAAAAAAAAAGAAAGAAAAAAAUCAACCAACCCAGCAAACCACCCAACCCAACAUUUCUUUUUUUUUCAUGGAGAGCAAAAACCCCCGGCAAGCGGAGGAGGACCGGGACUCCUUUGCGCGGAGACCUUUGCAUCAAAAUGCUGAUAGUAGAAAAAACGACUGACUACCCUUCAGCUGAGUACUCCCUGGUGGAGGAUGUAGCCCUCCACUUCACCUGUUUGAUGGACAGACUGAACGAGCAGCGCCUCUUUCAGCCGGACCUGUGCGACGUGGACAUCGUGCUGGUGCAGCACAAGAGCAUCUUCCCGGCGCACAAGGGGGUCCUGGCAGCCUACAGCCAGUUCUUCCACUCCCUCUUCACCCAAAACAAACAGCUGCAACGCGUGGAGCUCUCGCUGGAGGCUCUCACCUCUCAAGGCCUCCAGCAGAUCCUCAACUUCAUCUACACCUCCAAGCUCCUCGUCAACUCCUGCAAUGUGCAGGACGUGUUGAACGCGGCCGCCGUGCUGCAGAUGAACAACAUCGCCUCCUCCUGCCAGGACCUCCUUGACACCCGGUCCCUCAGCCUGGCUGCUGACAUGGCCCUGCCUGCUGAGGGCUGUGCUGGACCCCCACCCUACUACUGCGAGAUCAAGCAGGAGGUGGAUGCUCCUCACCCCAAGAUCUACGCGCGGGAGGGCAACGACCCUUACUCGGUGCGGGUGGAGGACGGAGCGGGUGGCGGGACGCUCCCUCCUGGUCCAGCCAAGCAGUACUACAAGGAGGAGAAGGAUGGUGGUGCUGGCACUGUCUGUAAGAUGGAAGGUGAGGAGUCCGAAGAGGACCUGGAGAGCCAAGGCUCCUACAACAGGGAGCAGAUCAUUGUGGAGGUGAACCUCAACAACCAAACCCUCAACGUCUCCAAGGGCACGGAGGGGAAGGCGGCUGCCGGCGAGGCCUCGGUGAUGGGUCGGGCUGAUGGCGAUGGACGCGACACGGAGGAGGAUGGGGAGGAGGAAAAUGAGGAAGGGGAGGAGGAGGAGGAAGAGGAGGAGGAUGCGGAGGUGGGGGAGGAGGAGGAGGAGGAGCACAGCGAGGAGGAAGACCUGGAGGAGACAACAGAAGAAGAGGAUGACGACGAUGAUGAUGAAGAUGCCUUGGAGAUGAAAAGAGAAAAGGGAGGGUCCCGCAGAGGCAGCCGGGCAUCCAGAGCCACCAAACCUGCCAUGGCAACCAGGUCCCAGGAGAUGGCCAAAGUGGAGGAGGAGGAAGAGGAAGAAGAGGAAGGUCAGCGAGGGAGGAAGAGGAAAAAGGAGCAGGACGGGUUGGGGCAGAAAGUGAAGCUGGAGGAGAAGCAGCACUACCCCUGCAAGAAGUGUCCCCGGGUCUUCAACAACCGCUGGUACCUGGAGAAGCACAUGAACGUCACACACAGCAGGAUGCAGAUCUGUGACAAGUGUGGCAAACGCUUCCUGCUGGAGAGUGAGCUGCUGCUGCACCACCAGACUGACUGUGAGAAGAACAUCCAGUGCGUGACCUGUGGGAAAGGGUUCAAGAAGCUCUGGUCCCUCCAUGAACACAACAAGAUUGUCCAUGGCUAUGCUGAGAAGAAGUUCUCCUGUGAGAUCUGUGAGAAGAAGUUCUACACCAUGGCCCACGUGCGCAAACACAUGGUUGCUCACACCAAGGACAUGCCCUUCACCUGUGAGACCUGUGGGAAGUCCUUCAAGCGCAGCAUGUCCCUCAAGGUCCAUUCUCUCCAGCACUCUGGGGAAAAGCCUUUUAAAUGUGAGAACUGCAACGAGCGCUUCCAGUACAAGUACCAGCUGCGUUCCCACAUGAGCAUCCACAUUGGCCACAAGCAGUUCAUGUGCCAGUGGUGUGGCAAGGACUUCAACAUGAAGCAGUACUUCGAUGAGCACAUGAAGACACACACAGGAGAGAAGCCCUACAUCUGCGAGAUCUGUGGCAAGAGCUUCACCAGUCGCCCCAACAUGAAGCGGCACCGCCGGACCCACACCGGGGAGAAGCCCUAUCCCUGUGACGUCUGUGGCCAACGCUUCCGCUUCUCCAACAUGCUCAAAGCCCACAAGGAGAAAUGUUUCCGAGUCAGCAAUCCUUUGCCAUCGGACACGGCCAACCCUCCACCUCCUGCCAACCCAACUCCAUUACCCCCCGGCCCCGGCGUUUCCCCUUUGCCCCUGCCGCUGCUUCAUCCCCUCCCACAGACCCUCCCUCCUCCUCCUCACCUACCGCCGCCCCCUCCCCUCUUUCCCGCGGGGAGGAUAAAUUCAAACAACAAUUAGGUGACCCCUCCACCCUGGCCUUGUGCCCGCACGGACUGCUCUGCCCUUGGGCAACAUCUCCCCCACCCUUGGGGAGCCAAAGCUUUGCUUGCUCUCUACCCCACUCCCCUCCCCCCUGCCCCAUUUCUCUUUGGUUUUGGGGUUGUUUUGGGAGAUUUAUUUUGAUUUUUUUUUUCCCCUCACCCGUCGUUCUCCACAGAGAGGAAACACCUCCUGCCCUGGGAAAAGACCUUGAAGGUUUUUUCCAACCUUCUUAAUUUGAGGAACGUGGAUGUUGGGGUUGAGGGGGGGGGGAACCGCCAUCCGUCUGUCCGUAAAGGUGGAGGUAGAAGGGAUCAUCUCCUACAUCAGCUGCGUCUUCAUGAGGCUCAGAGGAGCAGGGGACCACACUGCCUGGGGCUGAGCUCACUGGCACUGUGUCCCCCCUCCCAAGCUGGACAGAUGCCCAACAGCACCUCAAUAUUUAUAACAAGCCCAAACCCAGCUAGUGGUGCUCAAAUCCCUGUACUGUAAAGCUCUUUCCAUUCAGGCUCUUUUUUUCUUUUCCCCAAGAGGUCAAAAUGGGCACCAUGAAGGAGCCUCCACCCCCUCCCCCCUCUCUGCUGGCCCUGGUGGCCCAUGACAAGCAAGUAGAUGUCCCCAUUGGAAGGUCAUCAUCCUGCUCUCGUCAGCAGCCCUCACCAUGUCUUCCUUCCCCUUUCCUCCUGGCUGGGUGAAAGCACAACCUUUGGUGGCAUCGUGGCUUAGGGCAUUGGUAGCCCACUACCAGUUCAUUUUUGGGGUGUCCUAAGGGAAGUGGGAGCUGGUGGGAGCUUUCUGUGCAUCCUAGCAGGAGCUGGGCUCCUGUAGAUGCUCUGAAGUUGGUAGGGUGGCUCUGGGAGAGCUCAGGUGGCCUCGGGGCUGGUGGUGGGAGGGUGGCUCCAUGGCAGCCUGGGAUGGAGGAGCUGGACAAUGCCAUUUCUUGGCAGAAACAGCCCCAAAUAGUGCCUUAACAAUUCGAAUAAACCCCUGACCGAUGGGUGAGCUCCAAGUUGGGUCCCACUGCAAAGUUUAGAGCUAAAGCAAGACCCAUCCUCCAGCUUGUUGACGGCUUUGCUUUCCCAAGCUUUAUCCCUCUCUAGGGGGUUGGCAGCUCUUGCCCUCCCUCUUGGCCUGAUGGGACCAGAGGAGACCAAUGAGGACUUCUGUUGGUUUGGUGAUGCCCCAUGGUGUUGGUUAGGACUUCUCUGACCAUGUUGUGCUUGCUGAAGUUGAGCUGGUCUUUGGCUUCAGUUAUUCAGGCUGGUUUCAUGCUUCAGAGGAGGAGGAGGAGGAGGAAAGCCUUCACCAUUACCUUUUUGUUGGACACUGGGGUCCAAGCUGGGUCUCUCACUGCUUUGCUCUGCCCUGGGGUGCUGUGUGGUGGCCUGACCAUGGCUGUGUGGUCACCCUGCCUAGAGAAAUGUCCCCUUAUUAGAGGUCAGGGAGAGCUGGGAGCAUUGCAGGGGUUGCAAGACAUCCAGCACGGGUGGGGAGGUGCUGGCCAAGAGUUGGGGUGUUGAUGGCUUCUUCCCAGGGCCAGCACUCUGGAUUUUUGCUGACAUGGGGCAUCACAGAAGAGGUGGUGAGCAGGGCUGUUGGUGGUCAGGAAGGAAGAGAGGACCUUGAGCAGCUGCUGCAGGAGCCCAUUCCCAUUGGCACCUUGGUCUGGGCAAUAUGGGGGUGCUGGGGACAGGGACCCACAUCUGGCUCUGCAAGAUGUCUUGGUCUUUUGACUCCUGGAUCAGAUCAGCAAAGCAUUUGGGCAGUGUUGAGGCUGUCCCUGCAGAGCUGGGAGGAUUCAGCCACCUGCUCAGGAGCUUUGCUGAGUGGGGACGUGGAGGACCCUGAGAGGGAUGGGAUGGGAUGGGAUGGGAUGGGAUGGGAUGGGAUGGGAUGGGAUGGGAUGGGGGAGCACCCACUGUUCUCAGCCCUGUUGGAGGUGAUGGGUUGGGUGACUGAUGUCCCCUUCUGCUGAGUGGUGCCCCCCAUGCCUGAUGUCUCUUGGAAAACUGGCUGCUCUUGUGGGUCUCAGCACAUUGGAGCAACAAACUGCUUCUUACCCUCAUGUUGGAUGGGAUCCUGUGGACCCCCAGCUCCUCAGUCAGUACCAAUGGGCUCAGCUCCAGCUGCUUUGAGCAGUGGGAGGAUGCUGUGGCAGAGCUGCCUUGCUAUUUUGAUCUUCUUAGAUAGGUACCAAAGGCUUCUCUGCCCUCCUUCCUCUAUGACCCUGAAGCUUAUUGGGAUGGUGCAAAACCUUCUCAAACACACACCUGGGAGGGAUCUGGGCACUCAGCUCUUGGGGCCAUUGGCUUUCUGAAAGGACCCUAACCCAAACUGAAAGAAAUUGCUUUAAAAAAAAACCUUUAGUGAUACUCUUGGAGGUGUUGGAGGGCCUCAAUAGAGUGGUCCAUGCCAUUCCCUCCUCUGCUGCCUCCUACACCCCAUCCCCUCGGGCUCCCUUGCACUUCUUUCCCCUCACACAGCCUUGACAUGGGAUUGGAGUACUGCACUCGAGGAGGACUCCCCUUGCCUGUAGGAUCUUCUGUGAUGGAGCCUAUUAGCCUGCCUGGCUGAUAGACUUCUUCUCCCCAAGGAAACCCCUGGCACCAACAUGUUCUCCCACGUUGGUGGCUUUUCCCGUCCCAGUUCAUCCUUUUCUGGUGAGGACCUGUCCCACUUGGACCUCACUGCAUGAUGAGAACUCCUCUUUGAGUCUAGAAGCCCAGCAGAAAGCCCAGCAACUCCUCCCAACCACAUCUGAUCCCCUUGGAGAGUCUGCCCGGAGAGCCACGUGGAGGCAUCGAGAUGUGACCAUGCACACAGCACUUUGGAGAACCAGAUCCCUGCUGCUCCCUCCCCUCUCCAAGGCCUGAGCAGUACCCAGGAGUCCUACAGGGACCUCUGAGCCCUUUUGUCUACCCCCUGAUUUGGCCCCCAUGUGUCUCUUCAUGUCUGGUUUUCAUGGAUGUACUAAGAGCUCAAAUCCCCAGCUCUUGUCCCACCUCCAUCCCACCCAGUCCAUGUUGGGUCAGAUAAGGCAGGAGGUCAGGGCUGUUGGGUCUGUUGGUUUCAAGCUUUUUUUUUUUUAAUAUAUAUUGUAUUUUUUUUUAUUUUUUUUCAUUGUUGUUAGUUGGUUUAACUCUUGCACCUUAAUCUCUCACAUCCCUUCCUCAACGGGCAGCGAGGGUGGAGAGGGGCUUGGUUUCCAUGACUCAGUUCACGACUCAACGUUGAGCUGACAACUCAGCCCAACCCCAGACCUCUCCAGGUUUGAAUUUAAUUUUUUCCACAACCCCCCCACCAACCACCACCACCCACCACCCACCCCUGCUUCAUUUGAACUCUGGAGAGGGAGGGAGUCCUGUGGGGAGGGUUGUUGUUUGAUUUAGAUAUCCCAGGAGCCUGGUAGCACAGACCAGUUAGCCUCAUCAUGGCCAUGAGGCAUGGCUGGCCCCUUCGGACCACAGCCAUAACCCCAGCAUGGUGGGAAGGUGAUGGAUGGAUGGAUGGAUGGAUGGGUGGAUGGAUGGACAGCCGGUGGGUGGGAACGGCUGUGACAGUGCAAUAGAGAUGAGCAUCCGCUGCUAGACAACUCCAUUGGUUUGCCAGAAGUCAAGAGGGAAGGAUGGAUGGAUGGAUGGACAGACACCCUUUGUUCACAUGGAUGGAGAGAUCUUCCCCGUGGGCAGCCCUGCCUGGUGACACCAAACCACGAUAGGAGUUGGGUUGAACUUGCACAGGAAGAAAAAAAAAAAGGAACUAUAAAAAAAAAAAAAAAAAAAAAAAGGAAUUUAAAAAAAAAAAAAAAAAAAAAAAAAGGAGGAGUAAGAUCAACCUCAGUCAUGUGGUGGAAGUUGAAGGAAAUGAAUGAAAACCCCAAGCACUUGCCUCGAAACUGGGUUCUCAUGCCUGGUGUCCUGCUCUGGAUUAUUUGAUGGCAUUCGGUAUCGGUUGCCCCGAAACCACCAAGUUCAGAGUGUGUUGGUGGCUCUGCUGGUGUGGACAAACUAAAAUGAAGCACUUUAUUCUGUAUAGGUAAGGGGAGAUGGGGAGGGAAAGCUUGGAUGCUUUUCGGGAGCGUCUUAAGUCAUGUUCUAGGAAAUGUAUUAUUAUUAAUUAUUAUUAUUAUUAUUACUUUUUUUUUUUAUGACCAUGUGUAAUCAAUAUAUGUUUAUCUUUAACUCCAAGUACAGCAGUUACUCUCUUUGGGAUGGUGUGGUGAGGGGGAGGCUGAGAGGGUGGGCUCAGUCCAUCAGCACAGGGCCAGUUGGGGCAAGUCCUGGUCUACUGGAGGAAAGGGGGAGUUUUGGCUUUGUCGAUGGCCCCGUUGGCCAAUGUCCAGGAGGUCCCAAGAGGACUCAAGGAGGUCCCAAGAGGUUCCAAGAGGACACAGCUCACAGUUAUCCUUAGCACCAGCCUGCAUCCCCAUCCUGGGCCAUCUUCUGCCUGGAGGUGCUGGGGCUGCUCUCUGGGCCACCAGAUGGGUCACAGUUGUCUGGUUUGGGUUGUCCUCAGAGGCCAAGUCCUUGGCCAUGCUUUGAAACCUUCUUUUGGCUUCUCACCAAGGCACGUCAGGGGUCUCAGAGCCCUGAAAGUGGUGAGAGGUCAGAACUGGGCCUUUCCACUGCGUUCUCCCAGUCUGGAAGUGUUAUGACUGUUACCAAAGAGGUUGCAAGUGGAAGGACUGAUCCAAUAAACGAUU